Molecule: messenger RNA, 924 nt
Organism: Porites evermanni
Lineage: Eukaryota; Metazoa; Cnidaria; Anthozoa; Scleractinia; Poritidae
Source: the annotation of a GenBank genome assembly
AUGAUUUUUUUCCUGCAGAAUCCUUGUACUAAUGUUCCUUGUAUGAACAAUGGGAUGUGCUCCCUGAUUUCGUUCAGAGAGGGAACGUAUAGUUGCACUUGUCUUCCUGGAUAUUUUGACGAUGAGUGUGGAAUCUGUAAGUUAACGUAGAAUUACUUCAAGUUAACAAAAGCACCUUUUCGAGAUAUGAACAAGCUAUUAAGAUUUAGUAAAAUCCAACUAGUGGUCUAUUAUCAAUGCUGCGUUCUGAUUGGUUGAGCUACUACUAGGCAUAUAUAUGUUACAGCCCACUUUAUCUCCUGGCGAAAAGCGCGAGCUUUUCGGCGGCAAAAAGGGAUUAAAGUCUAGCUGUAACUAGCUAACGGUUUUUUAUUCUCGAUAUUUUUGACCAACUAGUUGGAUUUUACUAAGACAAUUAUUCCUCUCGCCCUCAUGGCCUCUGAGUCAAUAGCCCUUUCGGCCUUCGGCCUCAUGGGCUAUUGACUCAGAGCCCAUUCGGGUUCGAGGAAUAAUUGUUAAAUAUUUACAACAACAACAACUAACAACCAGCUCAAAUUGUUAGAUACCCAAGCUUCUAGUUAGAGCUGUUCACCUCGGCUUUGUGUUGUAUGUGAAUACAAAAUAGCGGAACUCUUUUGCCUUUUUGUUAAUUCAGAUGCACCAGAGUGCCGGGACUAUAACGUCCUCAGUCAACCCAAUCGACACCAGUCUUUUGGCCGAGGCACUAACUCAGACAGCAAUCUUGUCCCUGGCUGGUAUCGCUUCCAAUCAAGUUCAUACUCAAGAAUGGUAGACAAUUGUAUUCAGGUCCACAGAUGCACUACAGAUAUAACUGGGUGGCUAAAAGGUGGCCACCCUACAUUUAAAGAUGGCAUCGUGGACAGGGAAGCUCUGCUUCCACGGAUGGCAAAACUGUUGUUAUAG